Molecule: messenger RNA, 360 nt
Organism: Talaromyces stipitatus ATCC 10500
Lineage: Eukaryota; Fungi; Ascomycota; Eurotiomycetes; Eurotiales; Trichocomaceae
Exons: 2
Coding region: 1-360 (119 amino acids)
Source: RefSeq, a predicted model, not a curated record
AUGUUCUGGUGUAUUUCCAAGUUCGAUAUCAAAGUGGAGGAUAAUAGAGAGGAUAUUGAUAUUCCACUAGAAGAUCGACAGCAAAAAGAUGAGGCUCAAGAGGCUGAGUUUCAAGACAUUGUACCUAAUCCUAUUAGUAAUUAUGAAGAAAGUGAUAGUGAGGAAAAUGAUAGCGAGGAAAAUAAUGGCGAGGAAGGUAACACGUUACCACAACCCAGUAAGCAUGCACUCAGAAAGAGAAGGAUAAUCUUAGUAGAGAAACACACCGAUGAUAAAGCACUUCCAGGAACCGGCGAUCAAGCAUCACGAAGAGUAUGGGCAUGGUUAGGAAGAAAAGAUGAUGGCUUUGACUAUUACUAA